AUGUUCUCCCGCACGCUCUGCCGCAGUGCACCUGUCAUCGAGGACGUUGUGGCGGCGUUCAAGGUGCUGGGCCUCACGUACAAUCCACGCGCACCGACACCUAGUCGACCCAGAGUGGAGGAUGUACGCCGGCAGUACCGUGAGAUGGCACGGCUGCACCACCCCGAUUUGAGCAGCGGUGAUGAUAAUCGUAUGAAGGUGAUCAACACGGCCUACGAGCUAAUUCAGUCGAGCGGCAUUCUGCAAGGCACCUACGACGCCCCGGCGGGUGCAACGGACGAUGCAGCGGGACAGCAAGGUGGUGAAACCCGAGCUGCGACUCGGUUUGCCCGCAAGGCUGGUACGCGUCGGCGCCGCAUGCCAGACGACUUUGCCAGCGGUGAUGACUCUUCCUGGGCGAUGAAGACGUCGCUGGACUGGCAGGCGAUGAUGAAUAGCACUGAAACGAUCACGGUGGAAGAGUUAAAGAACCCUGCGAAUCACCCGUUCAGUCACAGCAGAUUCUUCACCUUCGACGAUGAUCUCACUAUCUACCGCAUGAUCCGUGGCGGUGCCACAGUGCGACAGGUCGCUAGGACGCUGGGCAAACCGGCGACGUUUGUUGAGCGACGGCUUCAGAAUGCGCAGUUUAAGUUACGAGUACAGUACGUGCUGCGACAGGACAAGCGCAAAGCGGCGGCGGCCUCGUCGAAUGCUGCGGUCUCUUCGCGCUCCAUGAGGCAAACCACAUCGACACCGAUAGCCGAGCCGGCUACACGCCGUGCGCUUCGCCACUCUCCGUACGACGAAACGCAUGGCGGCAACGCUGCACACAUCUUCAGUACUGCCUCCAUGCGAAAGCGGGAGUGGGAGCCAUCGUAUCCGGAGUGGCGGGCGCCGCGCUACCGUGUUCAAAUGACCCUGGAGGAGCAAGGAAGGCUCGACGGCCUACUCCGCGAGACGCCUCGUGCCGCUAAUGUUACCGGUAAAGCAGUAGCAUCACCAGACAGUGCACGGCGCAGUGCUGCAUCCAAGAUGGGGCGCUCCUACGAGAACUACAAGCGCUUGCGAUCCAACCUGUGA
This is a messenger RNA of Leishmania braziliensis MHOM/BR/75/M2904, 1062 nucleotides long. RefSeq lists its product as hypothetical. Lineage: Eukaryota; Euglenozoa; Kinetoplastea; Trypanosomatida; Trypanosomatidae. The record is from RefSeq and is a predicted model, not a curated record. The transcript has a single exon. Bases 1 to 1062 code for a protein of 353 amino acids.